AGCGGACGCUGUUGUGCUGGAUCUCCUCUGAGGCACUUUGCUAGAACUACACGUAAAUACGCAAUAUGGGCCAACUUCGGUGGUGAUUGAAAUCAAUGCAUAUUUUUGCGGCCGCUCAGGUCUCGUACACGGAACUACUGUUGACUCAAGCUCCAUGGCAACCACUCGGCAGUCAAGCACGCCAACCCCUCUCACCAGCAUGAUGGUUCAUCCGGACCUUCUCAUUGAUGGCCAGGGCACCGAGACGCCAUGGUCUCAGUCGGAUGAGCAUGCGCUCAGCAGACAAGCGACUGUGACAGCGCUGAACUCGUCGAGUCGGAGUCUCAUACCACGCUUUGUCGGACCGUCGAGCGGUACGCCCGAGCGUACGAGAACACCUGAAUCCCGGCCCUCCCCAAAUGUUGCAAUCAGCGCCCAGGAUCUAGCACUGCAUCCGAUGUUGACCAUCGUUCUCACACCGCAUCAACCAGUUGCCGCUGGAUCAUCGGUCGCUCAGGCUCCAACUCGAAGGGUGUUGACGGAUGGAAUCACACUCAAACUUGGGAGACGGGUCCGGAAUCGCGAUCAGCAGACCGCGAACGCGCAGAGCACCAUUAGCGCUGGAACAUCCUCUGCCGCAAAUGUGGCAUCAGGGGUCAGCUUUCCGUUCACAAGCAAGCCAGCGAUGACAGCCGCUGGGGUUCCGUUGAACAACCCGGCGAGCAGAAAGGGGUCGGAUUGCGUAUUCUUCAACUCCAAAGUCGUCUCUCGUUGCCAUGCGGAACUGUGGACACGGGAUGGAGAGGUCUACCUGAAAGACACGGCCAGCAGCAGUGGAACAUUCCUAAAUCGGUUACGGCUGAGCCCCAGCGGGAAAGAAAGUCGUCCAUAUCUUGUGAGAAGUGGAGAUCUUAUCCAAUUGGGGAUAGACUAUGUGGGGACUCCGCAGAAGGAGGAUGUUGUGAGAGAGACAUAUAAAGCACCGAUGCUCCAAAUCAAAAUCGUUCAGGACACAUCACGCCCACCAACCAAGAGCAAACCCCUCCUGAGGCAUCUGUUCCAAGAAGCCUUGGGGGCAUUACUCACACUCGCCAAUCCGUACUCAUCGAAUCGAAAUGCAAAGUGCGCUUGUGUGCGGUCAAAUCCACAACAUCCAGCCCCUGACCCACCUCAGUGCGUGAUCUGCCUUUCGGGGAUGGGCCCAUAUCAAGCGCUGUUCUUGGCCCCAUGCUCGCACGCAUAUCAUUUCAAGUGCGUCAAAUCGAUACUAUACCAAGGCCACAUGUUUUCCUGUCCGCUUUGUCGGCAGGCGGCGAAUCUGGACGCCAGCGUGAGCAUGGAUAGCUUGUGCGAUCUCGCCAACGGGAUAGACAGCGAGGAUAAUGAGGGGGAAAAGCCUUCCCUUGACAUUGCUCUCGCUCACGACGACAUCAUGGAUUAUUCCUCCUCGCCAACCGUUCAAGACAUUCACGACACCUCAGGCGCCCGAGAGGCCCUCGAGGGAUUAAGCCUUGAAUCCUCCGCGAAGCCACAGAUCCAUACUCUUUCGAGAUCUCAGAGUACGAGUUGAGAAUAAGAUCAUUGUUGGCUAGACAUACUGUAAUGCAACUGGGCUAUAUAAUGCUGCCAUAAUGUGCGUGCGUAGGAGCAGAGAGAGAGAUGCACAGUAUUCCUCGAGUGAUCUCAGAAUGAGACAGUAAUGGAAUGCCCCUUAUUUUAAGUUUUGCUAGGGGGGUCUGUCAAGUACUGUGGGAUGUAGGAACGACGGCGGGGUGUUCUGGCCGCUAAUUCGCCAUGACACACUUAUGACCGACUUGCACUUGCGCUAUUGAUUGGACGUAGGGGCGGCGAGCUUUUCGUGGCUUGGAGCAACCUGAAG
Molecule: messenger RNA, 1858 nt
Organism: Fimicolochytrium jonesii
Lineage: Eukaryota; Fungi; Chytridiomycota; Chytridiomycetes; Spizellomycetales; Powellomycetaceae
Exons: 3
Coding region: 155-1549 (464 amino acids)
Biological process (GO): negative regulation of septation initiation signaling; protein ubiquitination; mitotic spindle assembly checkpoint signaling
Cellular component (GO): ubiquitin ligase complex; mitotic spindle pole body; cell division site
Molecular function (GO): ubiquitin protein ligase activity; protein binding
Source: RefSeq, a predicted model, not a curated record